Molecule: messenger RNA, 1272 nt
Organism: Penicillium angulare
Lineage: Eukaryota; Fungi; Ascomycota; Eurotiomycetes; Eurotiales; Aspergillaceae
Product: FAD-dependent oxidoreductase
Exons: 1
Coding region: 1-1272 (423 amino acids)
Molecular function (GO): D-amino-acid oxidase activity; FAD binding
Source: RefSeq, a predicted model, not a curated record
AUGGGGACCGAUGAGAAUGAUAUACUUCAACUCGCCGAAGACAUCUCGGUAGCACAAACCCCUUUGAGACACCCAUCUCCCAACUCUCCACAUAUCCUGGUCAUUGGAGGCGGAGUCACUGGUUUGGUUACCUCCUGGCUCCUCCUUGACCGCGGCUAUAUCGUCACUAUAGUCUCCAAAGAAUGGGCUAGCUAUGGCCUCAGACAACGCUUAACAUCACAAAUAUCAGGCGCGUUGUGGGAACUACCCCCAACAGAAUGCGGCGGUGUUAACGCAGUAGAACAAAAGCUCAAUGAUGGUGACCUCAAGACCGUCCAAGAAUGGGCACAAGAAAGCUUCAAAAUAUACGCGAAGUUGGCACAGAAUGAAGAAGUUGCUCGUGCUUCUGGUGUCAAGUUAUGCACUUGCACCUCGUUCCAGACAUACCGAUUAUUGGAUGAUGAGUUGAAAUUCCGCAAGAUGGAAUUGGCGAGGAAGAUUAGUCCUGAUGGCUUUCAGUGGGGGCUUGAUCUGGCACGGAAAUACGGUGUUAAUACUAGUGCUUUUGGGGGAUUGAAGGAUGCAUAUGAGCAUCUUGCUCCGGUUAUUGAUACGGAUAUGGCUAUGUCCUUUUUGAUGCGACUUGUUCGCGUCAAAGGUGCAAGUUUUUAUACGGAUACCAUUGUUGGGAACUUGAUCGACCAGGAGGCUCAUCUCUUGCGCAUAUAUCAGGCUGAUGCGAUAGUCAAUGCAACUGGUAUGGCCGGGGAGCUAGCCUCAGACAAGGAAGUCUAUCCUCUUCGGGGCGGUGUUCUCCGCGUGAUAAAUGAUGGGUCGGACUUUCCCAAAAUUGAAAGCUCUCUUAUAGUGGCCGCUGAUCGAAAAGACGAUGGCACAUAUGGAGACGUGGCAUUUGUUGUGCCGAGGAGUGAUAAUAUUCUUAUUCUUGGAUCUAUUGAACAAGCUCAUGAGUGGGACUUGGAUCUUAAGAUUGACUCCCCGAUAAUCCAAAAAAUGCGCGAAAGGUGUGAGGAGCUUGUUCCGGCCCUUAAGCAGGCACGUUUGGAUCCUAGGUACCCCCUCGCACAGGGAUUGAGACCAUAUCGCAAUUCGAGGAUUCGGGUCGAGCGAGAAGGACAUGCAAAAAAUGGACACCAGAGUCGGAUAGUGCACUGCUAUGGUCAUGGUGGCGCAGGUUGGUCGCUUGCAUUUGGGUCCAGCAGAGAGUGUGUACGGUUGAUUGAGGAAACAAUCGAGCGCACCAAAGGGAGAGACAUCCGGGCUUCUCUUUAG